AUGGCUGCAGUUCUAAACGCCUUCAAGAUGAAGGAGUUCGACCUCGAACCUAUCUUCGAGGAGUGGAAGGACGGACCCGUAUUCACAGGCAAUACCAAGAAGGACCUUCCCGUUGAAGAGUGGUUGGAGAAAAUUAGGGAAGGUUGUGUCCAACGUGGUGUACCAGAGGAAUACUGGUACAAAGUCGCUCAGCAUUUCAUGGGACCGAAGGCAAAGGCGCGUCUGGUCGAGUUGAAGCAAGUCAUCGCUAAGGUCCACGGCGGAAAGUAUCGUUGGACCUGGAAAAAAUUCAAAGUUGCAAUGAUGAACAUGGGCUGGACGAUCGACAAGGAUGCGAAAGAGACGAUCAAGGUCCAAGGCCGCGGAAUGUGGUUCAACCGUAAAAAGGAUACCACCGACUCCAAGGAUGCUGCACCUCAGGCAGCCACCGAGGCUCGCAAGCCGCGGCCAGCGCCGUCUCGCAACAACACAAUCCGGAUCACGAAGAAGCCCAUUGUCGAAGAGCCGGAGGAGAUCGUCACGGAAGGUGCUUCCAAGACCCUCCUCCGCAGGCGACCCACACGCUCUGCAACCGUCUCGUCGCAAGCCAGCCUCGCGGGUUCGCAGAGGACUAGCGGAGAGGGCACGGAGAAAGCGGCAGGCAAAGUGAAGGAGAAGGAGCUCCCACAGCGGCCAGGGCACCAGAAGGCCAAAUCGGACAGCGCGGUGGCCACGAGGAAUGGCCGGGGCAAGAACAGGUCUCAUGAACGGUCGCAGACGGACGGCGAAGUGAUCACGACUGAGACGCAGGCGCCUGCAUGGCUGCUGAACGCAUGCUCCGCCCUCGAAUUUAUCACUUCCGAGCAUCCCAAGACCAUGAGCAUCAUCAGUGCCAUCCUCAUCACUGCUGGCUCCAUCCCAGCUAUCCCGGCCAUCGCUGCUGGAGCAGGCGGCGCUGUUCUUGCUUCCACCACCGCACAUGCCAUCGGUGCUAUCGCUGUUGGUGUCGGCCAGGCUUUGGGCGCAACUGUCCAGCAAUCGCAGAAGAAGCAAGAGACUAGCAAUGGCAGCGGCGACAAGUAA
Messenger RNA from Cyclocybe aegerita, 1062 nucleotides. The record is from the annotation of a GenBank genome assembly. Lineage: Eukaryota; Fungi; Basidiomycota; Agaricomycetes; Agaricales; Hemipholiotaceae.